This is a messenger RNA of Sphenostylis stenocarpa, 819 nucleotides long. The record is from the annotation of a GenBank genome assembly. Lineage: Eukaryota; Viridiplantae; Streptophyta; Magnoliopsida; Fabales; Fabaceae.
AUGGCACACAAAACCCUCUUCAGACCAACUUUCAUGCUCACUUUCUCGCUCCACAAAACGCCCAUUUCACUCACACAUCAUCCAUUUCGCCCCUCACAACAACCACCCUUUCCCUUCCUCAACAGUCAACUAAGCCCUCUUCCUCCAACAAAAAGAACAACCAACCACACUCACACCCUCUUAUGGUGCUCUAGUUUCAGCACCACCACCACAGCUGAGGGUUCGAAAAAAUGUUACCUUGACCUCACGGACGAGGAUCUUAUGCGGCAGUGCGAGAUGGACACCUUCAAGGCCUCAGGACCAGGUGGUCAGCACCGUAACAAGCGUGAGUCCGCAGUGCGCCUCAAACACCUCCCCACAGGAAUCAUUGCUCAGGCUUCAGAAGACCGCUCCCAGCACAAGAACCGCGCUUCUGCGCUGAAUCGCCUUCGCUCUCUUAUAGCUCUCAAAGUCAGGAAAACAGUGGAUCUCGAUCCUUAUUCACCGCCUCGAGAGCUUCUUCAGAUACUUCCUCCCAAAUCAUCCAUUAGAGGAUCAGACUGUGGUCCACAAAUUGGACCUAAUAACCCAAAAUUUGCAACCGGAAUGCAAGCUCUAUUGGAUUUAAUUUUUGCAGUUGAGGGGUCUGUCUCGGAAGCUGCAAAAUAUCUUGGGUUAUCCACUGGGGCAUUGUCUCGGUUAAUCCUAUCUGAUGAUUCACUUAGAAAGGAAGUAAAUGAUCUGCGGGCAUCAAAGACAUCUCAGAUUGAGAUAAGGGGUUCUUUUAUUUGCAGAAGACAACGCUUAGAACCUAGCCAGAAAAAGAGGGUCAUUGAAUAA